Molecule: messenger RNA, 2651 nt
Organism: Carassius gibelio (silver crucian carp)
Lineage: Eukaryota; Metazoa; Chordata; Actinopteri; Cypriniformes; Cyprinidae
Product: GTPase IMAP family member 9-like
Exons: 3
Coding region: 1-921 (306 amino acids)
Molecular function (GO): GTP binding
Source: RefSeq, a predicted model, not a curated record
AUGUCCGAAGAGACAAUCCUGGGACGGAGAGAGUUCAUAUCAGUACAGAGUAUGAGUUCAGUUAUCCGUGUAUGUUCAGAGGGUCACGCCACUGUUUCAGGCAGAUCUGUGUCUGUAGUAGAUACUCCUCCAUUCUUUGACACACAGAUGAGACCUGAAGAGUUAGUCACAGAGAUAGCCAGAAGUGUGUAUCUAUCCAGUCCUGGACCUCACGCUUUUCUCAUUGUGUUGAGAGUAAUAGACAGAUUCACUGAACAGGAGCAGAAGAUUCCUCAGAUGAUUGAGAUGAUGUUGGGACAGGAGGUGUUAAAGUACUCCAUCAUUCUCUUCACUCAUGGAGAUCUGGUGGAAGGACGGUCAGUAGUGGAUCUCGUUGAGGAGAACUGUAGAUUAAGAGAUCUAGUCGAUCGGUGUGGAGGCAGAUAUCAUAUCUUCAACAAUAGAAGUAUGAGUAACAGAGAGCAGGUGAAUGAUCUCCUGCAGAUGAUUGACUCAAUGAUAGCACGGAAUAGAGGACACUACAUUAACCAGAUGUACAAAGACGCUCAGAAAUUCAGACAAGAAGAAGAAAAGCAGAGACUGAGAUAUGAAGAGAAUAGAAGAAGAGAGGAGAAACAAAUACAUGAGAUGGAGAGAGUGAGAAAAGAGAUGGAAGAGAAAGUCAGAGCAGAGUAUGAAGCUAAUAGAUCUGAACAAGAAAGACUUAAAGCAGGGCGACAGAGAGAUGAAGAGAAGAGAAGAAGAGAAGAGAAACAAAUACAAGAGGAGAUGGAGAGGGUGAGAAAAGAGAUGGAGGAGAGAUUCAGAGCAGAGUAUGAAGCUGAGAGAUCUGAACAAGAAAGACUUCGAGCAGUGAGACAGAGAGAUGAAGAGAAGAGAAGAAAGGGGGAGAAACAAAAAGAGAACUGUGUCUGUAGUUGAUACUCCUGGCUUCUUCAGCACUUCUAAUAAAAGCUGAUGGAUGAAUGACUGAAAGAAGAGACCGAAGAGGAAGCCAUAGCAGAGAACGACAGGAGCAGAGCUUUAUCUUUCACACUGGAGACAGAGAGAUGAAGAAUGAAGACCAGGAGAGAGAGAGAGAGAUGAACGGAGGAGCAGUAAGAGAGCUGCUCGUGUGUCAUGCAGCAGAACAGCUGGAAACGAACCGCUUCAUCCAGCGGAUGAGACACACGAGAUCAGAGGCAGUCCGGUAGAACUCAAGUGUGCAGAAGGUGAAAGGAAACAGAUCUCAAGCUGAAAAAAGAUGCAGGUUUUGCACUCUCAACGCCUUAAUGAACCUCCGCUCAACCCAUGGGUGAUCCUCCGCUCCAGUGGCCAAGUAGAGCGUGCACACUGCACAUGCAUGGCUGGCAUAGCAGAGUCUUGCACAUAUGUUGAGGCUCUCCUUUUUAAAAUCAAAGUAUCAGUCCGGAUACGGGGGACCAAGAAUGUCACUGAUGUUCCAGCCUACUGGAUGAUGCGCGCUAAUGUUGAUAAGGUCCAAUCAGAGGUGGGCAACAAGCUCGACUUCACCACUGGUGCAGCUAAGAGAGUGGCACUUGACAAGUGCAUCAGUGGAGAGAGGGGAAUAUCAGGGAUAUGUACUCAUUUAGGCUCCACGAGUCAUUGUGGACAUGCACUCUCACAGCAAGGCUAUUUGUCUUUCUGGGAUGGAGGAGUAUUACCAUCAUUAUAUCACCCAGUUAAGCCACAUGUAGUGCCAAGUUCCCUACGGCAUCUUUGUGACCCAGGAAAGGAUGGAUGCCAUCUACCCAUCCUGUUCCAGCAUUGCAACACCCUCACACACCUGCUAGCAGUAACAGAGAUACAGGCAGCUGCAGUUGAAGCUCAGACGAGACUGCAACAUCCAUCAUCUGUCUGGUACACAUCAAGAGCAGGAAGAAUAACAGCUUCAAAUAUGCAUGCCAUUGAGUCCGCUAGAGUUGAGAAACCAGCCACAUCAACGGUGUCAACAGUGUGCUAAAAACAGCUAUCAGAUGGGGAUAGACAAUGAAGGAACAGCAAAGCCUAUGUCACACUGGCAGCACCUCAACACACAAGUUUAAAAGUGGAGCAAUGUGGAUUUAUCAUAAAUCCAUCAUUUCCUGAGGUUGGGGCAUCGCCUGAUGUAAUCAUUCACAGCACAUGUUGUGGGAAAGGCUGUCUGGAAAUAAAGUGCCUCACUGAAUGAAUAGUCACAGUUUUUCUGAUUUGCCCUGUAAUCGAAAUCGUAUGUAUAAUAUUACAGUUAUUUAUUUACCUCAGCGCUGCUUGCAGAAACAGUUCUACUCCACCAUCAUUGAAUCCAUCCUCUGCACUUCAGUAACUGUCUGGUUCAGCUCAGCUUCUAAAUCUGACCUCAGAAGACUACAGAGAGUAGUCCGGACUGCUGAGCGAAUCAUCGGUACAACCCUCCCUUCUAUUCAAGAACUGUACUUAUCCAGAGUGAGAAAAAGAGCUGUCAAAAUCACUCUGGACCCCUCACAUCCAGCACACUCCCUCUUUGAACUGUUGCCAUCUGGUCGACGCUACAGAGCACUGAGCACUAGAACGACCAGACACAGGAACAGUUUCUUCCCUCAGGCAAUACAUCUAAUGAACAGCUGAUAAUAACUGUGGAACACACUACACUUUAUAUUUAUAUACACAUACACUUUAUUUAUCUAACACUU